Messenger RNA from Oryza sativa Japonica Group (Japanese rice), 1384 nucleotides. RefSeq names its product GDSL esterase/lipase At5g37690. Gene Ontology annotation, molecular function: hydrolase activity, acting on ester bonds. The record is from RefSeq and is a predicted model, not a curated record. NCBI's taxonomy places the organism in Eukaryota, Viridiplantae, Streptophyta, Magnoliopsida, Poales, Poaceae.
AGAAUCACCAGCACACACACUGUCACACACAAAGAAAGAAAAGGAGCUAGCAAUGGCAGCACUCGCCGCCGUCGCCGUUCUCGUCGUCGCCAUGGUUAUCAGUGGCGGUGGCGGCGUCGCCGCGGCGGUGACAUCCAAGAAGCCAGUGAUCUACAUCUUCGGCGACUCGAUGUCCGACGUCGGGAACAACAACUACCUCAUCCUCUCGCUCGCGAAGUCCGAUUACCCCUGGUACGGCGUCGACUACGAGACCGGAUUCCCCACCGGGCGGUUCACCAAUGGCAGGACCAUCGGGGACAUCAUGGCCGCCAAGUUUGGCGUCCCGCCGCCGCCGCCGUUCCUGUCGUUGUACAUGACCGACGACGAGGUGCUCGGCGGCGUCAACUUCGCGUCCGGCGGCGCCGGCCUCCUCAACGAGACCGGCAUUUACUUCGUUCAGUACCUGUCGUUCGACAACCAGAUAUCGUCGUUCGAGGAGAUCAAGAACGCCAUGAUCGCCAAGAUUGGCAAGAAGGCCGCAGAGGAGGUAGUCAAUGGCGCCAUCUUCCAAGUCGGCCUUGGGAGCAACGACUACAUCAACAACUUCUUGCGGCCGUUCAUGGCGGACGGCAUCGUGUACACCCACGAAGAGUUCAUCGGCCUCCUCAUGGACACCAUGGACAGGCAGCUCACAAGGCUGUACGAUCUCGGGGCGCGCAACGUGUGGUUCAGCGGGCUCGCCCCGCUCGGCUGCAUCCCGUCGCAGCGCGUCCUCUCCGACGACGGCGGGUGCCUGGACGACGUGAACGCGUACGCGGUGCAGUUCAACGCCGCCGCCAGGAACCUCCUCGAGCGGCUCAACGCGAAGCUCCCCGGCGCGAGCAUGUCCCUCGCCGACUGCUACUCCGUCGUCAUGGAGCUCAUCGAGCACCCGCAGAAGUACGGGUUCAAGACGUCGCACACGUCGUGCUGCGACGUGGACACGACGGUGGGCGGGCUGUGCCUGCCGACGGCGCAGCUCUGCGACGACCGCACGGCGUUCGUGUUCUGGGACGCCUACCACACCUCCGACGCUGCCAACCAGGUCAUCGCCGACCGCCUCUACGCCGACAUGGUGAGCGCCGGCGCCGUACAGGGGAACGGGAACGCCACCACCGCCGCCGCCGCCUCCACCCCCGCGCCUCGCGUCGUCGUGGGCGGCGGCGCGUCGCCGUCGACCCACGCCGCGCCGCCUCCAAAGCCUUAGACGUGCAGACAACAGAUCGAUCGGCCGCCGUUGCGCCGGCACAACGCCGUCGCCUUUUCGUGUGAUUCGAGCCCCAGUCAUAUCUGAUCUCCAUUGUCGGAUGAGUUAAACAACAAGUGUUUGAUGAAAUGAUGAGUAGUGUCGCGAUUGUUCAACCAA